UACAUUGAGCAGGGGCAUUGGCCAACUGACUGGAAGAAGGGAGAAUGGACCCCAGUUCACAAGAAAGACGAUCAACUGCAAAAAGAAAACUAUCGUCCUGUGACUGUGCAAAUUGUUAUUAAUAAAAUCUUUGAGCAACUCCUUUCUUCCCAAAUCACUGGUAACUAUAAUAAUCGCCUGUGUGACCAUUUGACUGCAUAUAGAAAGAGGAACAGUUGCGAGACUGCCUUGUUAUACCUGACUGAGAGCUGGAGGCACUCAUUGGACAAUGGGGAGUGUGUUGGUGUGUUGUCAACAGAUAUGAGUAAGGCGUUUGAUUGUCUGUUCCCACCACUCAUGCUGGCUAAACUAAGAGCAUACAGUUUUGAUGAUGUCAGCCUCAAACUCAUGGCAUCAUAUUUUGAAAAUCGCCAAGCAAGAGUGGAGCUAGGGAACUCAACAAGCGUAUGGAGGAAGGUGGUAAGAGGGUGCCCUGAAGGCUUUUCUCUUGGGCCUUUGAUGUGGUAUCUUUAUCAGAAUGUUCUGUCUUAUGUAAUGAAGUUGAAUAUCUCUAUGUAUGCCGAUGAUCACCAGUUUUUCGAAGCAAGUAAAGAUGUCCAGCUAAUCCAAACAAGAUUACAGGAGAUUGCAGUUGCAGCAACAAGUUGGUAUAAAGAGAACUGUUUACAGGGAAACUUUACCAAAUAUGGUAGCAUGCUCAUUAGCAAGCAAAAAGAUGCCAAUAUCAAUAUUGACAUAGACGAUGGUUCUGAAGCAGUGUUUUACCUGAGUUGUAAUUCAGAUUCAAGGCACUGGGUUAUACAGUUGCAAGAAGGAGGCUCUUGUGGGACAUAUGACUCAUGUUUACAUAGAUCCAGAGGCCCUUUAGGCUCUUCAAGAAAUUACAGUGAUCAUUUGACAGGGACUUUUGUUGCUUCUGAUGACCCACAACAAAAUCCUAUGUUUUCAUCUUGGAAUAAAGUAUUUGUGCCAUAUUGCAGUGGUGAUGUAUUUGUUGGUAGAAGAGGAAAAGAUCAGAAUGAUUAUGGCAUGUAUAUGUGUGGACAUUUCAUUGUUAAAGCCAUAUUUUUGCAGCUUAUUGAAGAUUACCGGAUUAACAAAGCAGGAACAAAGAUUUUGUUUGGUGGUGCCUCUUCUGGUGGCCUCGGAAUGUUGGCAAAUAUUGACUAUAUUGAGGGACUUGUAAAACCUGCUGAGAUUAGAGGUUAUAAUGAUGGUGGUUGGUUUACUUUGUAUCCUAACUUUGGUGAAACAGCAAAUGCAGGACCACCCUUUUUCUUCCAAGUCUUAAGCUAUAUGUUUCACAAAUUGUGGGAUGGUUUUGUCGACGAGACAUGUAGAGCAAAUAUGCCUAAGGCAGAAGCUUGUCUAUAUGGAGAAUUAGUUUUCAAGUAUUUAUCAGCCCCCGUCUACGUGUUUGUGGCACAGUGGGACUCCUACCAACUACAGGAACUUGUUCAUUCCAAGUUUCCUACUAUGAGACUUCCACCGGAGCUUCCAAGCGAGGCAGAAUACCUCGGAAAGUUCGGGAAAAAUACUCACAGAUCUCUCAGACGGGUUAUCAACAGCCAGAAAGAUGGCGUAUUUUCUCCAGCUUGUUUCAUACAUUCGUUUUCUGGCGACGAUUUAACUAGUACAAAGGAGACGCUGGCUUGUGAAAUAGAUGGCAAGACACCAUAUGAAGCCUUCUCUGAAUGGUUUAUCAGCAAUGGCACCCGUGGGACAUAUGUGGAGGAGCCGUUGAACAAACCAGAAUGCAACCCCUCUUGCUGCUCAAAGCUCUGUAUAAAAUGUCGUAAACCGAGACCUUCUGUAGUUUACGAUGAACCCACUCCUCAAACAAUUAGCGGAAAUGGUGCAUCUCGUUGGCAGAAAUCAACAGUCACAAUAUGGAUUUGUGUAUUUUUGAUUUACUCUUUCGUGUUUUGGGGGGACGUAGUACUUUUGUAGGGCCCGUGGAAAAGACAAAUAACUUUGGAUGCUACUACAGCACCAUGACAGGCGACGGUGGACCAGGCGUUCCAUUGACAAGGUGAACACCCACGGCACAGUUGUCAUAGGAACUAUUGCUGCACCUCCAGGGAUAAAAUUAACGUCCAACUUCAGUCUGUUUUCAUGGUGAAAGUGAGAGAAAUUCAGACAGUGUUUAUCCUGGAAAACACAAAUGCCUGCAUAAAAUUUACCAGUAUUUUCUGAACGUUAGAGCUCUUUAAUAAGGUGUGAUCAAUUUAGAAAAUUUUCCUGACUGAAAAAUCGUCAAGUAAUAACAGCAAACGUUCCAGAAUUCACUUCCACAAAUCGUGGUUCAAGAAUUCUGCUUAUAAAAAAAAUUCAGUUUGUAACUUGCGUGCGUGCAGACAUCUCCUAUUUCCUUUGUUGAAGUCCCUUUUCCGCGUGCAACAAAGGCAGUAGGAGACGUCUGCACGCAGGCAAAAUUGUAACGUUCUCUAUUUUGAUUAAAUACUGCUGCUAUUAUUUUCCAAGCAUUUUGGUUUAUGCAACUCAGUGUGUGAUAUGUUCUCUGUAGAUUUAAGUUAAAUGGCUAAAAAUCUGUGCUUGAAAACGUAAUGAUUCAUUUCACUAACCCUAGGACAUUGAAAUGAAGAUGGGUUAUUUCGGGCGUUCUGGCGUCCUACUUUUGACUUUUCUUUGAAUUUUUUGCUGCGAGCAAAAACAAAUUCCGACAGAAAUGACUCUAAUAUUUGAAAGGCUACGUAAUUGCUCCAGAAUAGCUCAAACGAUGUAUUAUAUUUUGUAAAUUGUAGAUUUGCGUCAUAUUGACGCUUAUUUGGACGAAGUUAAUUCAUUGGGAAAUAUGAUAUUUACGUUACACAUGUAGGAUCAAAUGUUAUGGUAAAUCGUUUAUUGCAAAUUGGAAAUAAAACUAUGAUUAAUCACUAG
Molecule: messenger RNA, 2901 nt
Organism: Stylophora pistillata
Lineage: Eukaryota; Metazoa; Cnidaria; Anthozoa; Scleractinia; Pocilloporidae
Product: palmitoleoyl-protein carboxylesterase notum2
Molecular function (GO): hydrolase activity
Source: RefSeq, a predicted model, not a curated record